AUGCGUUUGCCACCGCCAAUGCGACAACGCUUCUCAACUGCGACACGCGCCGCAGCGAUUCCAGCAAACUUCCACACAUACAAUGCCGCCGCGCUCGCAGCAACAGCGGAAACCGCCCCCAAGCUCGGAAGGAUAGGACGAUGGUAUCUCCCAGCCAUGGCCGCGAUAGCCGUCGGAAUAUACUUCCUUCCUGAGAGCCUCUUCGAGGAGCCGGACCGUCACCUCACCCUCGGCGAAGCCAACCGCCGAAUAGACUUCAGCAUCACCCAGCAGCUCGACGAGUACAACCGCCGGGCCAACAAAGCAUUCGAACCUACCUUGGAAGAGCGGAAUCGAGCGUUACUGAAUUCUUGGGGUGCCCGGUCUAGCCUUGAGGACAUGGAAAAGGUGGUUGCGGGCUAUGAUGACAGCCGCACGAGGCCGAACGGACAGCACGAGAGGAAUGCGCUGCUCGAGUCGGCAUAUGGAGACAGAACGAACUUGAAGCAAGUGCGGAGAGCGAUGGAGAUAUACGAGGUGCAGUGA
Trematosphaeria pertusa is the source of this 525-nucleotide messenger RNA. RefSeq lists its product as uncharacterized. Lineage: Eukaryota; Fungi; Ascomycota; Dothideomycetes; Pleosporales; Trematosphaeriaceae. The transcript has 2 exons. The record is from RefSeq and is a predicted model, not a curated record. Bases 1 to 525 code for a protein of 174 amino acids.